AUGGCAGAGCAGCGCCCAGCGAAACGGUUGAAGAGGUCUUAUGCUACGUCUCAAGCACAUUCGUGGCCUCUGGUGCCUGGCGUGCUAGUGCUGGAGAUUUGCCGUUGGCUCGGCGGCGACCAGAAAGUUGCUUCCAAAGAAGGUCGCAGGCAGGUCGCCCGCUUGGCCGAAGCCAUCGGUGCAGCGUGGUGCGUGGACCGCUUCUGGCGACGCUGCUGUGAGGCGGCCUGCUGGGAGCUCUUCAGCCAGGAGUUCCAGCAAGUGGUGCGGGGCCGCUUUAACCCUCUGCGGGCAGCGCAGCAAUUGACAGCCUGGUGGGAAGAGCAAGGGAGCACUCAGCUGGAAGCACCGGUGGCUGGCGUGGUGGCGGAGUCCCAACUUACCGCCUCGCGCUGA
Molecule: messenger RNA, 396 nt
Organism: Effrenium voratum
Lineage: Eukaryota; Dinophyceae; Suessiales; Symbiodiniaceae
Source: the annotation of a GenBank genome assembly